Messenger RNA from Zerene cesonia (dogface butterfly), 1729 nucleotides. Its product is annotated as targeting protein for Xklp2-like. Bases 140 to 1579 code for a protein of 479 amino acids. The record is from RefSeq and is a predicted model, not a curated record. The transcript has a single exon. Gene Ontology annotation, biological process: activation of protein kinase activity; regulation of mitotic spindle organization. NCBI's taxonomy places the organism in Eukaryota, Metazoa, Arthropoda, Insecta, Lepidoptera, Pieridae. Gene Ontology annotation, cellular component: microtubule; spindle.
UUGUAAUAAUGAAAACUGAACGUUUGAAUUAACGAAUAACAAAGCAAUUGUACUCGUAGUCGUAUACCGUGAGUCGUUAUUUGAAUAUUGUUUCUAGUUUUAUUUUAUGUGUUAGUCUAAAAUAGUAAGGAUUUUCAAAAUGCCAAGGGACUACGUAACAAACUUUCGUGGAGAUGUUUGUUUUACACCAAACGGUAAUAUUCGCGUCAAAGAGGAACCAGUCUCGCCUGACGAUAAUGAUUUCGGUGACCAUAACAAAUUGGAUUAUUUGGAAAACGGAUUUGCUUCUAUGAGAAAGUCUCUUUCUAUGAAUGAUAUCGCUAUACUUAAACAGGAAUUUUCUAAUUUAGACUUUGACAAUGAUGAGGAUCGUGCUUGUGAAAGAUAUCAUAAACAAACUGGAGGAAACCAUGAAUUGUCGAAAACAAAGUUUGUUUCAAUGGCUGAGGCCAUAUAUCACUAUGAGAGAGAUACACCAGGACGUUUUCGUACUUCUAAACCUAAAUUAUUUCAACCUCAAAAUGUAAUAAGCAGAUCUAGGUUGACUAUUGCGCAAUCUCCUAUGUUACGGUGUAAAACUCGAGCACGUCCUCGUCAUAUCAUGUCACAGAAAGAAAAAGAAGAAAUGGAGUUGGAAGAAAUAAGAAAGUUUAAAAUUAAGGCUAAUCCUAUUCCUAAAUCUGUGAUUAUUGGUCCAGUUCACUUACCAGAUGUGCCAAGAAAGCCUAUGACAAUUCCAGAACCAUUUAAACUUACUGAAUUUCAUAAGAAAAGUGUUCAAUCACCUGAACAAGCACAUCACUUUAAAGCUCGUCCUGCACCAAAACAUAUACUUGAGAAGCCACAGAUUCCAAUUAAGCCUGUUACAAAUAUUACUAAACCUGUCAGUCCUAAAUUUCAUUAUAAACGAGCAAACUCUACUGAUUGCUUAAAACAUGAAAUCAAACCAUGUGACAUGCCAUCUAAGGCUAAAAACCAAGAAAGAACUGAAAAAAAUAUGAUUCGACAUGGUCCUGUCAAACCAGAACCAUUUUCAUUUGAGAAAAGGGAUGAAGAAUCAAAGAGACGCCGAGAGGAAAGAAUUAAGAAACAGUUAGAGGAAGAGAGGAAAAUGGCUUCUCAAUUUAAGGCUCAACCUUUACCAGCCGCUGUAAAAAAAAGGAUGCAUGCUACAACAGGCAUUGGUUCUACUGCCUCUUCAGAAAAUAAAGAAAACCAUGUCAAGUUUGAAGCUAAACCUCCUGUAGUUCUCUACAAAGAACCAUUUAAGCCUGUACUCCAGGCUAAUCCUUUAUCAAAGCCAGUGCCCUUUGAACUUACUACUGAGAAAAGAGCAGCCGAAAGAGAAAGAUUUGAAAAACAAAUCAAAGAGAAAGAAAAGGAAAUGGAAAGAAAUAAACAGCUCAAAGAACAGGAACAGAGAGAGGCAGAGGAAAAGGCAAUAGCACAAUUGAGAUCUACAUUGGUACAUCACCCUAAGCCAAUCCCAUCGUUAAAUCCAUUUAUUCCAGAAAAAUCAAUAGGACCUCUCACCGUACCAGAAACACCUAAAUUUGUUAGAAGACUGAAACAAAAAUAAAUGUACUAUCAUUAUUCAUAAUACAAAUUAUGUGUUAUUCUUAUCGCUUUUGAAUGGACUGUUUUUGGAAAUUGUGAUUGACAUUUUAUAUAUAUUUAGCCUUAACAUUUAUAAUUGUAGCAUCAUGUUUAAUGCAUAUUAUUGUAAUUA